This is a messenger RNA of Dunckerocampus dactyliophorus (ringed pipefish), 3124 nucleotides long. It is a transcript of the gene klhl40b, whose product is annotated as kelch-like family member 40b. Gene Ontology annotation, molecular function: protein binding. Bases 65 to 1900 code for a protein of 611 amino acids. The transcript is spliced from 6 exons. Lineage: Eukaryota; Metazoa; Chordata; Actinopteri; Syngnathiformes; Syngnathidae. The record is from RefSeq and is a predicted model, not a curated record.
UCCUCUUCUGUCCUGCUUUUGUUGGGCUGGAAGACCUGGGAAGGCUCUCCUCCAGCCGGGAAGAAUGGCUCUACCUAUCAACCCCAUGGACGAGCCCAGGAUGUACCAGCAGACGCUCCUCCAGGACGGCCUGUACGACCUCCUGGAGAGCGACAAGCUGGUGGACUGCGUCCUGAAGAUCAAAGACAAGGAGUUCCCCUGCCACCGCCUGGUCCUGUGCGCCUGCAGCUCCUACUUCCGAUCCAUCUUCCUGUCCGACUUGGACGAGAGCAAAAAGAGGGAGAUCGUCUUGGAGGACGUGGAGCCAGGCGUCAUGGGGCUGAUCCUCAAGUACCUGUACACCUCCAAAAUUAACGUGACAGAGCAGAAUGUUCAGGACAUCUUCGCCGUGGCUAACCUGUACCAGAUCCCUUCCAUCUUCACCGUGUGCGUGUCGUUCUUGCAGAAGCGUCUGAGUCUCAGUAACUGCUUGGCCAUCUUCAGGCUGGGCUUGAUGCUGGACUGUCCCAGGCUGGCCGUGUCCGCCAGAAACUACGCCUGUGAGCGCUUCCAGCUCAUCUCCAGGGAUGAGGACUUCCUGCAGCUGCAGCCCAGCGAGCUGGCGGCCAUCUUGGCCAAUGACAAUCUCAACGUGGACGCAGAGGAGGCCGUGUUUGAGGCGCUGAUGAACUGGGUGUCCCGGGACUUGGAGGACAGAGAGAAAUCCUUGCCGGGGUUGCUGGAUUGUGUUCGCUUGCGUCUGGUCAGUGACGACUACCUGAGGGAGAAGGUGGAGAAGCACAAACUGAUCUCAUCCAAUCCUGAACUGCAGAAGAAGCUCCAGAUGGUCAGAGACGCUCGGGCUGGGAAGAUGCCUGAAGUGAAACCCAAGAAGGAGAAGGAGGAGGAGGAUGGUGGAGCAGACAAAGAGGAGGAGGAGGAAGAGGAGAGUCUUCUCCCAAGCAUCCUCAAUGACAACAUGCGCUUCGGCAUGUUUGCCCGGGACUUGAUCCUGAUGGUCAAUGACUCGGGAGCGGUUGCUUACGACCCAGCGGGGAACGACUGCUUCAUGGCGUCCGUGUCCACGCAAGUUCCCAAGAACCACGUCAGCCUGGUCACCAAGGAGAACCAGAUCUUUGUGGCUGGAGGAUUGUUCAUCGAUGAGCAGAACAAGGAGAAUCCACUCUGCUCUUACUUCCUGCAGUAUGACCCGGUAAGUGCCGACUGGCUCGGGAUGCCACCGCUCCCGUCUCCCCGCUUUCUGUUCGGCCUGGGUGAGGCCGAGAACUCCAUCUUUGUGCUGGGAGGGCGGGAAGUGAAGGAUCAGGAGCACACGCUGGACUCCGUCCUGGUCUACGACAGACAGUCUUUCAAAUGGGGCGAGUCUGAGCCAGUUCCAUAUGUGGUCUACGGACAUGCGACGGUGUCCCACAAGGAUAUGGUUUACGUCAUUGGAGGAAAAGGAGACAACAAGAGCUGCUUGAGGAAGAUGCACGCGUAUGACGCCAAGAGGUUCCAAUGGAAGGAGCUGUCCCCCAUGAAGACUGCUCGCUCGCUUUUUGGAGCGACCGUUCACGAGAACAAAAUCUAUGUGGCCGGAGGAGUCACCGACACGGGCCUGACGGACUCUGUGGAGGUCUACGAUAUUGCGACCAACAAGUGGUCGGACUUUGAGACGUUUCCCCAAGAACGUAGCUCCCUGAACUUGGUGUCUUUGGCGGGCUUGCUGUACGCUGUGGGAGGUUUUGCCAUGAUGCCUUUGGAGGACAGCGAGGACAUUAUUCCCAAAGAGAUGAACGACGUCUGGAGGUAUAACGAAGAGGACAAGAAGUGGAACGGGAUCCUCAGAGAGAUCUCGUAUGCUUCGGGAGCCACGAUUCUGGGGGUCCGGCUCAACACGCUGCGACUCAACAAGCUGUAACAAAAUCUAAAAGGCAUUAAUCAGGACUCUUCCACGUUUUCGAGCAGAAAGAAACAAAGCUGGAAUUCAGAUUAAUGGAGGACAACCCGACUGUUGAAUUAACUGACUGUUCUUGUGGAUGAGCACUGAUGUUGAGAAUAUGAGGUUUUCUUUUGCUUUUAAAUCUUUCUCUAUUUUAUUCCAAGGUAUUUUUGCACUGCAUUCAAUAAAAUACAAACUGCAAAGACUCGUUAUGAUAAAACAAAAAACACCACAGCUGAGUUUGCAUUAAUAUCGCUCUAGUGUUUAAUGUUGAAAUGAGGCCGGGCUGCCGUUUCAGACGCUACACGCUAGGUCAAUAACACCAUAAAAGGACAGAAGUAAAGUACACUGUAUGAUCUUAUUAGCACCUCUAGACACUAUUGUCUUUUGGAGUACACCGUAGGGUCUCUGUACACCACUUACUACAACUAUUAGACACUUGUGUUUACAUGAUCAGCAUUAUUAUUAUUAUUAGAAGUAGUAGUUAGCCCUCGUGUGCUAAAGGGCUAGCACAAAUCAAUCUUGAAAAAAAAAAGAGCAGCAAAUAAAUCCACAAAGAAGUCCCUUGGCACCUUUCCCAACCAUUAUCCAACAUUUUCAUGCUUUGAAUGACUUGGGCUUGAUUGGCGUCCCAGCCGUGCUUUACGGACGAGGACAAGGGCGGGUCCACUUUAACCAAACUAACAGCAGGAGCCGCUGGCUGCCAGUCUCACUAAUAAGGGGAAUGGCGCCGAUUCAAAGACAUAAAAUGAAGAAAACGUGUGCAAAACGUCUUUUCUCUUUGCUUUACUGCCACUUAUAGCAUUGGAACACCACCACAUUCAAAUAUACCGCAUGGUAAAUGUGCGCCGUAUAUCUUGAGGUUCAAUAAAAGCAGACAUACUGUAUAUACAAUAUAUUCUCUAUGUCGUGUCAUACAAUCACAUUUGAGAUGAUACAUGUGGAAAUGGUUGAAUCACACCACUGGUUUUUUCUCUUGAAUCAACCUCCACAUGCUGGAUUUCCUCAAUUCGUGGCCUUGUUUACUCAACUACAGAAAGUACCAGUCAUUAAUAUUUUAAAAAAAACUGCAUUUUCCAAAUUGGUAAGUGAAAUGAUUUAUAUGGCAACGUACUGCGAGUUGAAAACAUAAAAGAAGUCUAUUGUAAAGAAGAGACAUGGCGUCCAGUAGAGUGGAGGCCACUAUUUGAGGAAAUAUGUUGA